Molecule: messenger RNA, 1280 nt
Organism: Chiloscyllium plagiosum (whitespotted bambooshark)
Lineage: Eukaryota; Metazoa; Chordata; Chondrichthyes; Orectolobiformes; Hemiscylliidae
Source: RefSeq, a predicted model, not a curated record
AUGUCAAUGCUUCAAGUUGUUAGUCACUGCUGUAGAAAUCAGAUCCGUCCUCCUGGGAAUAACCCUAAGGACGCUGCUUGGCCCAAACACUGUCCCCGCCAGGCACUCAGCUCCAGUGUGGACCAGCGAGCGGAAAAUUCUCCGAUAUCUUCAAACUCUCUCUUCUACAAGCUGAAGUCCCAACCUGCUUCAAGAAGUCCACCAUCAUCUUCACGGAAAGGAGAGCAACACGCUUCCAUCUCCAUCAAUGGGAAUGAGGUUGAGAGAAUGGAAAAUGUCAAAUUUCCUAGACUGACCAUAAUGGACAAACUUUCCGGAAAAUACCAUGUGUUUGUGCCGUUGGAAAAUUAUGCAACAACACCUCUUCUUCCUCAGAGAGCUCAGGAAUUUUGGCAUGGUCAAUGUCAUUCUGACUGGGCUUUCAGUGCAACUGGUGCCAUAGAAGGACAGUGCGCAAAAAGGCAUGGAAACCUGGUUUCUCUCAGUGAACAGAAUCUGAUUGAUUGUAAGAAACCAAGUAACGGAUGCUUUCUUGGAACGGCAUUGAACGGCUUUCAUCAAGUGAUUGAUUUUCAAGGCAUCAACUCUGAGGAAACUUACCCUUACACAGGAAAGGAUACAGACUACUGCAGAUUUCAGCCAGAUAAAAUUGCUGCUAAAAUCACUGACUACAAAUGGGUUUGGGGAGGUGAGGCAGCAUUGGAACAAGCUCUGAGAGAGAUAGGACCGAUGUCUGUUGUGAUUAAUGCAAGUCUGAAAUCCUUUCAACAUUAUAAAGGAGGAGUUUACUAUGAUGAAAAUUGCAAUGGAUAUGUAACCGAUGAAGUGCUGGUGGUUGGUUUUGGAACUAAGGAUGAAAUGAACUAUUGGCUGGUUAAAAAGAGCUGGGGAACAGACUGGGGUGAAGACGGGUACAUCAAAAUUGCUAAGGAUAGAGGGAAUCACUGUGAAAUUGCCAGUUUUGUGCGGUACCCUGUCGUGUAACGAGCCAACUGAUAAGACAGAGCUUCAUCAAUCCCAGCUGAAUGAUAAACAAGAUCAUUUCUGUUAAUGCUGACUCAUUCAAAGACAUUGCUUUAAUUGUCUGCUGCAAAUUUAAAAAGUGAAAUAAUAACGAUUUUUGCACUUUUCUAUCGCUUCAUAUAAAACCAAUGGCAUUGUCCGAUUGAUACAAAUAGCCACUGUAAAUGACAGAAUGAAUACAUUCUCCAGCUUGUAGAAGACAAUAAUCUGCAUGUACUGCUGAUGUCCAACAAUAUAAUAAAGGCUUCCAGCAAUCA